Rhodotorula graminis WP1 is the source of this 7789-nucleotide messenger RNA. RefSeq lists its product as uncharacterized. Gene Ontology annotation, molecular function: protein binding; metal ion binding. The transcript has 28 exons. Lineage: Eukaryota; Fungi; Basidiomycota; Microbotryomycetes; Sporidiobolales; Sporidiobolaceae. The record is from RefSeq and is a predicted model, not a curated record. Bases 1 to 7746 code for a protein of 2581 amino acids.
AUGCUUCGUCGACUAUCCGAGGCGUCGAGCCUGUUCUCGCGCGGCCCGCCAACCUCGACCGACCCUCCACCACCCCUCCCUUCCUCCGACUCGAGCCAUUCCCUGUCGUCCGCCGCCUUGACCGAGGCCCUCUCGUACGACCUCGUCACAUCGCCUCAGCCGACUCGCGUCGCCCACGCCCAGGACGACCUCCGCCACGCGCUCGACGACCUCCAGCAGGCCUCGCCGAGCGACGUCCAGAGCCGGCUCUCGGCCCUCGCGACGAUCCAGCUCGUCCUGCAGGAGCACGACGUGCAGGACGUCCAAGGCGCCUUUUCGACGCUCGGCGGGUUCGAGAUCGCCGUCGGCGCCCUGGCCGCCAUCGACGGUGCGCCUCGUGCCGCACGAGCCCGGAGCGAGGAGGGUGGCGACGUCCGCGAGUCGACUCUUGCCUCGUCUCGCGAGUUCAACGACGACGACGACGUCCGCUUCCACCUCGCGACCCUCAUCCUCCACGUCCUUCAUCUCGCCCUGCGCCUUCCCGCCAACGCCGACUCGCUGUCGUACUCCGCCCUCGCCUCAGCUCUCGACCUGUCGGGCCUCCUCGCGCCCUCCGCGUUGAUCGACGAGAAGGCUCGUAGCCUGUCGCUCCUCUGGGCGUUCCUCGUCGGCGACUUUUCCGAGGGCGCGAGCGCGGUCCUCGUCGUGCGCUCCCAGGUCGUCGAGCGACUCGACCGUCGUCGCGACGAGGGCGACCAUGUACCGUCGACGGCGCUCCGGGCGGCACGCGAGAUUGUCGCCGCCCGACGAGCGCAAGGUGUCGUCGAGGCGGCCGUCCACCCCGCCGCUGCAGCGCUCCUGCUCGACCUCGUCGACUCGCACCUCGACCCGACGGUCGACCCCGAGGUCCAGUUGCGCGCGACGGCCCUCGCACUCGUCACGAGCCUGCUCGAUCGGCGAGACGGCGAGAAGGGCGCGGUCGGGUUGGGCGAGGCGGGCCUGCUGCGCGCGGCGCUCGGGCGGGUCCUCGGCCCGUGGGAGGGCGACGACGGCGGGCGGGCCAGGGUGGAGGGGGAGGAGCGCGAGAUCUGGGUCGAGAUGACGAGGGCGCUGCUCGGCAGCGUCGGCGCAGCGACCGAGGCCGCGCGCCGGCUGUUCGACGCGGCGGGAGGACGCUCGGGCCUCGACGACGAGCUCGUGCAGCUCAUCCUCGACGCCCUGCCCGGUUCGCGUGCGCCGCCAUGCAUCGAGUUCGACUUUGGCCACACGGCGUCGUCCGACCUGUCGCUGCGGUCGCUCGGUCGCGCCUUUCCGCCGUCGACUCACGGCUACACCCUCGUCGCCUGGAUCAGCAUCGACGCGCCGCCGACCUCGGCUCCCCUCACAAUCUUCGGCGCCACCGACCCGUCCUCGCGCACUUUCUUCGAGCUGUCUCUUCUCCCCUCGAUGCGCCUCGCCGUCCAGACGAGCCUGCGUACCCCUCCUGUCGAGUUCGCCGCCUUCACCCUCCCCGCCGACACGUUCCACCAUGUCGCGCUCGUCCACCAACGCCCCAAGUUCGUCGCGCAGUCGAUGUGCUCCCUGUACGUGGACGGCGAGCUCGUCGACUCGGUCAAGGUCGCCUAUCCCGCCUCGCCUCCGCACGAGUGGGACGUCCAGGCCUGGUUCGGUACGCCGGGCGAGCGAGCCGCCGCGCCGACACGCUCGAGACAAGACGCACGAGCUACGGCGCCGAGGUGGAGGCUCGGGCCGAGCUGGCUCGUCCACGGCGAGCUCCAGGGCGACUUUCUCGAGGUGUGCUCGCGACUCGGCCCUCGCUACGCCGGCACGUUUCAGGACAUCCUCGGCCGUUUCCUCACCAACUCGUCCGCCUCGGCGCUCAACAUCCGCCUCGACGCCCUCUCGCGCGACUCGAUCCCGACUCGCGGCAGCUCGGUCAUCGCCUCGUCGCCCCUCAUGUACGCCCUGCGCCACCGAGGCUCGGCUGUCGUCCCCGAGCACCGCAUCUACUUCGCCCUGUCGGCGAGGAACCUCCUCACGUCGCCCGCAAGCGCGAGCGAGACGGUCAAGCUCGCCGCAGCGGCCAAGGGCACGGCGAUCGUCAACGCCGCCAUCCCGUCGCAGGUCGACGAGGUUGUCGUGCGCCUGAACGGGCUCGCGCUCGUCGAGAACGCCGCCGUCGUUCGCCGCGGCGCGCUCGACGAUGCACUGUGGGCGGCGGGCGGGACGACGCUCCUCCUGCGGUGGAUCGAGAAGGCGUCGACGGCCAAGCAGCUCGAGAUGUCGGUCGGUGUGCUCGUCGAGGCGCUCGAGGACAGCUGGCGCCUCUGCGAGGAAGCCGAAGAACGUCACGCGUACGAGAUCCUCGCCCUGCACCUGCGCGCCAAGGCGAGCCUCGUCACCGCCGUCGUCCACGACUCGAUCCUCGGGCUCGUCGGCUUCGACCGCGACUCGCCGGCUCGGUCGGUCGUCACCAACACGCUCGCCUUUCAGCACCUCGUCCUCGACUUUCAGCUUUGGCGCGAGGUCGACCCGUCCGUCCAACGAGCGCACUUUGACCAGCUGCGGCGGCUCAUCACGACGAGCGACCUCUCCGAGUACAACCUCAAGAAGCUCACCAAGUUCCACGUCGUCCGCAAGAUCGUCUCGGCGGUGCGCAGCAAGGCGUUCGAGGGCGCGGUCGCCGACGAGGUCGUCGACUUUUUGAUGCUCGUCGUCCGCUCGGCGUUUACGACCGACGUGGUGCGGUACCUCGCCACGUACUUGGGUGCAGCCCUCACGACCAACGCUCGGACCGCCUCGAGGCCUGCGUCGACAUCCAUCGACAGCGACAGCCACUUUGUCCUGAUCGUCGGCGACAGCGACGCAGGUCCGCAUCGUGAACCGCUCCUCAUGCUCCGGCACCUGCACGACGUCCUCCUCGACCCGACCCGGGCCGCCGCGUUGAGCAAGUGGGCCAAGCAUAUCCGCACCAAAUGGGCGCUCGCGCUGCUCCAGGACCGCUCGACACCGCCUCUCGCCGCCGUCCUCGUCCUGCGCAUCCUCGUGCGCCUCCUCCAGACGCAGGGGCACCCGUACGUCGCCAAGUUCUCCAACAGCGACAGCGGCUUCGCGUUACUGCGCGCCGCGCUCCCCCGUUUCUGGGCCCUCGGCCAGGUCCACCUCGCCCUGUUCGCCCUCCUCCACGGCCACGACAUCACGACGAUCCCGCUCGACGCCCCUUUCGCAGCGUCGACCCUACUCUCGUCGUCGGGCAAGGCGAUCGCUGCGGCGCCCGAGGUCAUCCGCAUCGUCAUCGCCGUCGUCGGUCAAGGCCUGAGCGUGCUCGACCGGGCGCAGGACGAGCCCGCCACGAGCCAGAGCGACGACGCGGCCGGCGCAGGUCAAGAUGCGUCAAGAGCGGGGCUCGAGCCCGGUUUCGGCGUCCUCGUCGAGCUCCUCGCGCAGGCGGGCCGCACGACCGCCGAGGAGGCGGACUGGCCACUCCUGAGCUCGCCCGUCGCGCUCAACGACCUCAUCCGCGUCCUGCAGCCCGUCAUCCGCCUUCCUCCAGCACCCGAGGGCCUUCCAGACGCCGAGAUGCCGCCGCUCCCGAUCCUCGCCGCGGCCAAAGGGUUCGAGCUCGAGCAGGCCGACGACGACAAGGGCGACCAGGCCUCAGCACCGGCCCAAGCGUCACCUCACGUCGCCCUCAGCAUCGACAAAACGCUCUCGACCGACCGAGGCGUCGACGACUCGCCGCCGCCGGCGCUCACCGCCUCGAGCCAGUCGGGCACCACCUGUUCGGCCGCGACCCUCGUCCUCGACAUCCUCGCGCAGCAGGUCACGCAUGGCAUCACGACGCGUCACGUGCGACAGACGUCGUCGAUCACGCCCUCGUUGGCCCAGUUCGCCUCGUCCGACCCGUCGCUGCAGCCGUUGCGCAUCCUCCUCGACGCCGGCGCGUCCAGCGACGUUCGCAGCCAGGUCGCCUUCCGCAACUCGCUGUUCAAGACGGUCCUACAUCGCCUCUCUCGUGCGAGUACGGCGCCGACGGUCGCCGGGCGGGUGUCCUCGCUCGUCGACGUCGCAACCUCGUUCACGGCACAAGGCUGGAUCGCCGACAUCCCGUUCGUCCUCGGCUUCGUCCUCGCCUACCUCGAGAAGCUGCUGGACGAGACGGCCUUGGUCGCCUCUCCUGUCCAAGCCGGGCUCACCGACAUCUUCUUCUCUUGCGCCGGCCGCCUCGUCCUCCUCGGCCUACUCGACCCGGCCAGCGUCACCGCCACCCUCAAGCUCCUCGCCCUGCACCAGCUCGUCGUCUUCUCGCCCCAGAACGAGGACGUCACCAAGAUUCGCCUCAUCCUGCAUCGCCUGGCCCGACUCGUCCGCAUCCCCGAACACGCCGACUCGGCCAUGCACGCCAUUCGGCUCUUUGCGCUGCAGCGCCCGACGGACGUCGACGCCGUCUUCUGCCGCAACGAGCAAGAUGGUUCGUCGGACGUCUCGGUCGUCACGCAAAUCGUCGAGGCGGACGACACGAACCUGUACGACCUCGUCAAGAUGCACGACGAGCAGCUCGAGCGCGCCGACUCGUCCUGGUACGACUUCCUCGUCGAGGAGAGCGCGCAGGGUCGCGAAGCCGUCGUCGCCGAGCUCGAGCGGAUGCGGGACCUCGCAGGGCAACUCGAGCAGAAGAGACUCGGUCAGCGUCGUCGCCUGCGCAAGCGUCGUCGCUCGGUGUCGGACUGGAAGGGCAGCGUGCAGGAGCAGGACCGUGCGAGGGCCGCUCAUGUCAAGCAAGACCGCGUCGAGCAGCAGGAGCGCGUCGCAGCAGAGUGGACGGGCCAGCUGGACGCGAGCGAGCGGCAACCCGAGGCGGGGCAUGGGCUCGUCUCCCUCGACUUUACCGAGGGUCCUCAUCGUCAACACAAGAAGCUCCUGGUCGAGAAGGUCACCAACUCGAUCGUCUCGGCGCGAGGAGCAGCAGCAGCAUCAUCAUCUUCAUCACCUUCAUCUCGAGCAGGACGCCAAGAUUCGCAAGGAGCUGUCGAAGAGCCUGCUACGUCGGCUCGACCAAGUUCGCCAGCAGCGAUCGACGACGGCGACGGUCAUGCUCAAGACGAGCCGAAACUCGAGCCUGAUCCUGAGGUCGAGGAGGACAAGCAGCGCAAGAUCGUGCGCCUACUCGAGCCGGGCGACGAGUUUCAAGCCGUGUACAACGUCUCGAGUAUCCGCGGCGUCGACUCGUACCCGGCACUCCUGCUCAUUGGGCGCAAGAGCCUUUAUCUCGUCGACGGCUACUUCUACACGGCGGCAGGAGACGUCGUCGCGAGCUGGGAGGCGCCGGACGAGGAGCGCGAUCUACAUCUUCAGACCCUUGCCGACCUCGCAGGCCGCAACACGCGCUCGCCGAGCUCAGACGCCCACCUUGCUCGACGGUGGACGUGGACCGACCUCCGCCAGGUGCACGAGCGACGGUUCCUGUUCCGCAACUGCGCCCUCGAGCUCUUCUUCGUCGACGGCCAAGGGUUCUUCAUCACGUUCUUGGGAGGCCGGCAAGCCGAUGCUCUCGCCGACCUGGCCGACCACUGCCCGCACGCCGUCGCGAGCGGAUCUCUCAGCUUCUCCGACCCGUCCUUCAGCGGCAAGCUCGGCGACGCGUUCCUCGGGCAGCGCACCAAGCUCGAGCGCAUGACCAAGCAGUGGGAGCAGCGUCAGAUCUCCAACUUCGAGUACCUCAUGUUCCUCAACACGUCGAGCGGCAGGUCGUACUACGACUUGACGUGCUACCCGGUCAUGCCCUGGAUCUUGGCCGACUACGACAGCCACGAGCUCGACCUCGACAACCCCAAGUCCUUUCGCGACCUCUCCAAGCCGAUGGGCUGCCAGACCGAGGACCGCAAGAACGAGUUCGUCAGCCGCUUCGACCAGCUCGGCGAGCUCGGCGAGAACGGCCCGGCGCCUUUCCACUUCGGCACGCACUACUCGUCGGCCAUCACGGUCACGGGCUACCUCAUGCGCCUCACGCCGUUCACCGAGGCGUACCUCGACCUGCAAGGCGGCUCCUUCGACCACGCCGACCGCCUGUUCUGGAGCGUCAAGCGCGCGUGGGAGUCGGCGAGCGCGCAGAACCGGAGUGACGUGCGCGAGCUCACGCCUGAGUUCUUCUACCUGCCCGACUUCCUCGUCAACGUCAACAAGCUGUCGUUCGGUCGGCGGCAAGAGAACGACGAACCUGUCGAGGACGUUGCGCUGCCGGCCUGGGCGAACGGCGACCCUCGACGCUUCGUCGAGCUUCAUCGCGAGGCCCUCGAGUCCGAGUUUGUCGGCACGCACCUUCACGGCUGGAUCGACCUCGUCUUUGGCUUCAAGCAGCGCGGCGAGGCUGCCGUCGAAGCGGUCAACGUCUUCUCGGCUCUGUCGUACGAGGGCGCCAUCGAUCUGGACGCCGUCACCGACGCCGACGAGCGCAAGGCCGCCUGCUCCACCAUACACUCGUUCGGCCAGACACCUCGUCAGCUCUUCGUCAAGCCCCAUCCUGUUCGCCGCCCUCGCCUCAAACCUCGAGCGACCCACCCCCUCUUUGCGCCCGACCUCGCCGUCGAGCAGGCGGCGCCUACCCUCGUCCAGUGCAUCUUGCCCGUCCUCUCGCUCGCCUCGGCGUCGCCCAUCGCGUUCAUCCACCCGCCACCCUCAUCCUCGGCGCCCGAGAAGGUCCGAGUCGAGCAGGCGCACGUCCUCGCCGUCCCGCACGUCGCCGGCUUGACCCUCCAGCACGGCUUCCUCGACGGGUCGCUGCGGGUUUUCGAGAAGGGCGUCAACGUGCCCAUCACCUUGCAGGAGGGCGGGCACACGGGCAGCAUCGUCGUCGCCUCCUUCGCCGACAACUCGACGCUCGUCACCGGCUCCGACGACUCUUCUAUCGUCGUGUGGCGGCUCGAGAUCCGCGUGACCGGUUCGAGCAAGUCGGUCCACCUCGCCAAGCUCGCCUCGCUGCGAGGCCAGCACUCGAGCGCGAUCGUGUCACUCGUCGCGAGCAAGGCCUACUCGAUCAUCAUCAGUGGCAGUACAUCGGGCGUCGCCGUCCUCUGGGACCUCAACCGGCUCAAGCCUGUCCGCCUUCUGGAUGGCCACGGCGGCCCCGUUCACGUCGUCGCUAUCAGCGAGACGACCGGCGACUUUGCCACCUGCGCCGGCUCAAUCUUGCGCAUCUGGAGCGUGAACGGCGUCCUCCUCGCCUCGCGCAGCAUGGGUAGCGCUACGCAGCACAUCACGGCGCUCGCCUGGUCCAAGAGCGAGACGGCGCCUGUCGUCGCCGUGGGCCUCAGCAACGGUCAAGUCGUCGUCCUCAAGAGAUCCCAAGCCUCGUCGACCUCGAGCGGCUGGUCCCUCGAGGUCGUCAGCUCGUUCCGCAUCGACGACCGCCUCGUCGCGGCGCCCGAUCCGCCCUCCUCUCGUCAAUCUCGACGGUCGCUCGCGCCGCAGGACGGCACGGACGCCGUCACGGCGCUCGCAUUUUCGACUCGAGCGCUCUACGCCGGCACGUCGAGCAGCAAGACGUACCUGUUCAACCCGCCGCCGACCGAGUUCUACCUCCCGGACUCGGCGGCGUCCUCGUGCAUGGCCUCGGGCUGCGGGACCAAGUUCAGCCUCGUCGAGCCUCGACGACGAUGCGGCGCGUGCGCCGGAAUCUUCUGCCUCCUCGACACGACGCGUUCGGUCGAGGCUGGAGGGCGCUUCUGCGGCGACUGCUUCUCUACGUUGUCGCCUCUCCUCGUGCAUUAGACGGUCGCCAGAGCAUGACGAUGUAAUACAUCAGGUCGUCGAG